AUCUGAGUUGAAGCAGUUAGGUAUGAGAGUGCUGGUAGAUGCCCGCGAGAAGCUUCACAUUCCUUGGGGAGAUAACUCAAACCAGCUCAAUGGAGACAAGUUGAUGGCCUUUGACACCCGGGCCCCCAUGGCGGCCAAGGGGAUGGUAGAGGCCCAGGUGUUUUCACAAUAUCUUCCUGCUCUGCGAGCCUUGUGGGCGGACAGUGGCAUACAGAAUGCCUAUGACCGGCGUCGAGAAUUUCAACUGGGGGAAUCUGUGAAAUAUUUCCUGGAUAACUUGGAUAAACUUGGAGAAGCGGAGUAUAUUCCGUCACAGCAAGACAUUCUGCUUGCCAGGAGACCCACCAAAGGCAUUCACGAGUACAGCUUUGAAAUUAAAAAUGUUCCUUUCAAAAUGGUUGAUGUAGGUGGUCAAAGAUCAGAAAGAAAACGUUGGUUUGAAUGCUUUGACAGUGUGACAUCGAUACUCUUCCUUGUUUCCUCAAGUGAAUUUGACCAGGUGCUUAUGGAAGAUCGACUGACCAAUCGCCUUACAGAAUCUCUGAACAUUUUUGAAACAAUCGUCAAUAACCGGGUUUUCAGCAAUGUCUCCAUAAUUCUCUUCUUAAACAAGACAGAUUUGCUUGAGGAGAAAGUACAGGUUGUGAGCAUCAAAGACUAUUUCUCAGAAUUUGAAGGAGAUCCCCACUGCUUAAGAGACGUCCAGAAGUUCCUGGUGGACUGUUUCCGCGGCAAGCGCCGGGACCAGCAGCAGAAGCCUCUCUACCACCACUUCACCACCGCCAUCAACACGGAGAACGUGCGCCUCGUCUUCCGGGACGUGAAAGACACGAUUCUUCACGACAACCUCAAGCAGCUCAUGCUGCAGUGACGUGCACAAGACUUGCUAUUUUCAUAUCUCUUUUUGUCUCCUUGAUUGUUCUGUUUGUUUUUUAAAAUAGCAGUUUACAACAGGACUUAGACAAAUCUUGAUUUUGUGUUUGACUUCUUGGAAAUCUUAGUCCUUUCGUGGACUUUGGUUUGUGGCUGAGAGCUGUUGAACAAGCACAUCUCCAAUACUUUAGGCUUUGAUCUGUCUCACUGUGGCUUCCAUUUGAGUGAAGUUGUCACUUCCUGCCAGACCUCAGACUAGGUAUAAUCCAGGCUUUAAAUUCUGCCACUUUUAAACUGAAUUCUUCUGGAGUGCCAAGUGUAGAAGGUGUCUUACGUCUGUGUAGAUACAGGUUAAGAAUAUACAGUACUAGAACAAAGCAUUUUUGCCUGCCCUGCCCAGGUGGCAUCACUUGCGCCUCGCUUCACAGCGACCUGUUUGAAAGGGCUAUGGGAAAGCAGUUUGAGCUGUGGGAUGACAUUCUAUAGACUGACACACAUUUUGCCUUUAUGUUUUUUAAAUUGCUUACACAACAGUUUUUCAAUUUCUGUGUUUUCCGAAGGUAAUAUUCUCAGUGUUUUAAAGUUUACAUAGAAGCUUCUGGUCUGAUGCAGGUGGAGGUUCACAAACGGUACGGGGGAGCAAAAGACAAGGCCAGAGGUGGCGUUCUGCCAGAGGUGAUGAGCAGCCUGUAAUCUGCCCAUUUCCUGCUUCAUUGUCAGGUAUUUAAUGUGCCAUGUGGGAGACACUCUGGGCCUAACAGUAAAUAAAAUUGCAAACAGCUUAAUAACAGGGCCUCCAGGAUGGUAUGUGUUUCACACUGAGACCGAUACCUGCCUCAGACGAUGUGGAGCUGACUGUAGGAAGCCCUCGUCUCACCACAGACAUCUUCCUUUUGCUCCCCCGUCCCUUCCCGUCAGUUCCAUACUGUGCCAUUGGUGGGAUUCUUGGUCUGAAGCGUCCCAGGCAGUAUUUUCCUGUCAGAUCAUUCCAGGCAUCAUUUGGAAUUCCUAUUUAUUCUUGGUGUAUCUCUCAAAGAUACAGUGUAUGAUAUUUGUGCCGUUGUUUAUAAAUAAUAAACAAUACAUUCUGAGGUACAUUCUGAAUGUUUAAGGAUAAUUCUGAGGGUGGUGAGUAGUAAUUUUUCCAGUUCACACCUAAAGAUGAUUAUAUUUGACAACCCUUCCCCCCCCCAGCCACUUACCAAAUUAAAAUGGACCCUCAAAAAAGGAACUUUGUGAUGUAAAAAACACACAUUGUGACUUCAUCAGGAUGACGGGUUUGCAGCAGUAGAGACAGGCCGUGUAGGCUGCUUACUAGUAGUGUUAGAAUUGGGCGGAGAAGCAGCUGCGCGAGGCUAGGGACAUUUUGCAGUCUGACUGCUUCUCUCCUUUUCCUGAGCGUUGUGAUUGAGACUGUGAUCUGUCACUUUACUGUAUAAGCUGACUGUGUUCUCAGGUAUUUUAUUGACUAGGAAGUUUUGAAAGAAUGGUCAAAAUGAUUGAUACCCAGCUUUCCCAAGACUUGUUAUGUCUUGCAGUCCAGGAUGAGAGUAGAGCUGUCAGUGAGCUGAACCAGGGAGGGGUGGUUUUUAAGAGAUCUGGCUUCUCUUGCAUUUGAAGUUCCAUCACCAUCAUACCCACAAUAUCCAGUGCUUCAUGCCCUGGUGUGUACAUGAGCUGUAGACAUGUAGCCCGCAUCCAUGCAAGCAUUCAGAGUGGAACUCAAGCGUGUUUGAGUAGUGCUUCUUGCCAAAAAGAAUACAUUGUUUGAAUUCACAGUUAGAAUAAUUUCAGUGCUAAUGGAUAUCUGAAUGUGUGCAUUCAGUUACAUUAGAACUUUUCUUCAAUGGAAAGUCUUGUAAUUUAGCAAAUAGCUUCAUUGAAUGGCCAAAAUUUUCUUUAAUGCCAGUGAGGGCCAAAGUGAGUGUUCUGCAUAAAGAGAAUUUUAGUUAAGUUAAAAUGUGAACUCUGUUAUAUGAACCAUGCAAAUGCCUGACAAAGCAGAAAUCUCCAACUUUUCCCAUCUUGACUACCACCAAGAAUGACUAAAACACACAGAUCCGAUAUUAGUCAGGAGCGUUUGUGACUUUCUUACCUGGUGUGUGUGAUGUCUGGGAGCCUCCAGUUUUCUGUCAAGUCCAGAGUGCACGAGGCUGCGUGACCUGCGCUGAGGGGCAGGCUUGUGUUCAGCCUGGAGCUUUAGUCGGAAUUCCUUGCAGGCUGUAUUUUUGAACCAUUUGAAAUGAAUUCUAAACCUAGAUCCUUUUGAAGUAACCACUAUAUGAAGAGGGAGAUGAAAUUUUGUGAGCAAAAUCAAAAGGUGCUCAUAACUUUCUAUGCCAGUUCCCCCCACCCCAUCUCUAAAGAAAUAAUUUAAAAUUCUUUGGUGUGUUUUUGUUUCUCCAAGAGUUCGUGAUUAUGAGUUAGAAUAAAAUGUGCCUCGUCCUCUUUCACGUUCUGUUCUAAAAUCUGAAUGUAUCUUGGCUAAUUCUUAAGAAAUAUCACACAAGUGUCUUCGUUGACCUUGGAGAAAUUUAUAGUAUACAGAGUUGCCUUAUAAAUCAAAAUCACCAUAAACUUGGUCCUUGAUUUUUAUAGAGAAGAGGAUUUUUGUCUUAUAUGUUCUCUGAAAAUCUAAGGUAUGCCACUUAAAUAUUAUUUCCAGUAACUUGAAUCAUUGCUUUCUGCCAAAUGUUGUAUUCAAUGGAAACCUUCAUUUCAGUUUUAUUGUCUGGAAAGGACCCUGUAUAGCUAGAGAGCAACCCCAGCCAAAGGGUGCAGAAUCGAAUGAGAAAGAUCAGUUGUGUUUCCUGUGAAGUUUCACUGGGAGGUAAUUUACACAGUAGAGCUUCUCUGGCUCAUCUCAAGUGAGCGAUUGAGGGAAACCAUGUUCAAUUGGUAGCAGUGGUUGGUUUAAGGUAGAAGGAAGUAAGAUUACCUCAAUACCAAAAUUAUUAGGAGUAUUCAUUUAGAUUAAAAAAAAAUCACAUGCCCUAUACUUUUUCAAAAGAGGAAAUGAGUCAGUCUUCACUUCCAGUGUAAACCCAAGUACUUGUAUUUAUGCUUUUGAUAAAAUGUAUUUUCAGCAAUAGUACACUUAUCCCAUUAUGCCGUAGUUAUGUGAAGAAUAAAGUUGCCAAGUUAUGUUCUGUUAUGUUCUGAAAUUCAAGUCACUAUUUGAGAAGUCCUCAAAUGGGUGGUUUCAUUUCUAGUGAGACAUUCAGACAAAACCCCAAGCCAGGCCAUUUGAAACAAGGUUCUCUGCAUUGCAGUCUGGGCAGUGUUACCCCUGUAUAUGUAACGAGAAGGCUAACUAUCAGUGUUAACGCUUUAUUUCUUGUUUGAACCCCUGAAAUCAUGCCUGUAAAAUUCAGUCACAUUUGUAACAAGCUCCCUAAUAAAUUUAGAGAAAGUC
Molecule: messenger RNA, 4288 nt
Organism: Condylura cristata (star-nosed mole)
Lineage: Eukaryota; Metazoa; Chordata; Mammalia; Eulipotyphla; Talpidae
Gene: GNA13
Product: guanine nucleotide binding protein (G protein), alpha 13
Exons: 4
Coding region: 23-871 (282 amino acids)
Biological process (GO): Rho protein signal transduction; adenylate cyclase-activating G protein-coupled receptor signaling pathway
Cellular component (GO): brush border membrane; heterotrimeric G-protein complex
Molecular function (GO): G-protein beta/gamma-subunit complex binding; D5 dopamine receptor binding; GTPase activity
Source: RefSeq, a predicted model, not a curated record